GGACCAUCAAAAGUUUAACAUCAGAUGCUAACAACAACAUGAUAGAUGAAGAUUCUACUGUAACCUUCACCUGUUCUGUUGACAAUCUUCCAUCUUCAGUAAUAUCCUGGUCUAGAUCACAACAAGGGGGACAACUCUAUUCUGGUAGUCAAUAUACCAUACCUAAAGCUAGUUGUCAACAUACAGAUAACUAUACCUGUACAGCUAGUAAUAAUAUUGGUCAACCUGUGUCUAACACUAUUCCACUCUAUGUUAGAUGUGCGCCUGUCCUGGAUCCUAACCAAGAAACUAAAACUACUAUAUCUAUAGGACGUGGAGAGACAGGUGCAUUAUCAAUCCAUGUUUUAGCUUAUCCACUACCUGUAUAUACCUGGUAUUAUCAACUACAGGAUGGUAGUAAACAACUGAUUACAGAUUUUAGAAUUAGACAAGAAGAUGAUGGUCUAUCAUCAACAUUAACUAUACAAGAUGUUACAGAAGAUGGUGGUGGCAAAUAUAUAGUUUAUGUUAAUAACAGUGCUGGUACCAAAUCUACUGUAUUUAACCUGGUUGUAUCGUCACAAGAUGGGGACAAUGAUGACGUUAUUUCCAGAGAACGGGGUAUUGGUGCAGCUAUUUGCCUUGCCGUCUGUUUUCUUGUAUUGGGUAUUGCCACCGUUUCACUCUGGUGCAUCAUGAAGAAACGUGGACAGAGAAUUUGCUUUCAAAAUAUUAAAGCAGAUCAAACGGUGGCUAACGAUACAACCAAUCGUACAGACAACGUUACCCUGUCUGAUAUACCACCUAUACCACCAGUUUAUGACCGUGUUGAUGCAACCAAUACUAGAGAUGCCGUUAACCUUGACUAUAUCAACACAUCUACAACAGCAUCACCAUAUGAGGUACUGGAUAAACAAACUAUGGAUACCAACACUUAUCAGCAACUCAGUCCUUAUCAAAAUCUACAUGUGUAGUUAUAACU
Messenger RNA from Patella vulgata (common limpet), 961 nucleotides. RefSeq names its product tyrosine-protein kinase-like otk. The record is from RefSeq and is a predicted model, not a curated record. NCBI's taxonomy places the organism in Eukaryota, Metazoa, Mollusca, Gastropoda, Patellidae. Gene Ontology annotation, biological process: cell-cell adhesion. The transcript has 3 exons. Gene Ontology annotation, molecular function: cell adhesion molecule binding. Gene Ontology annotation, cellular component: cell-cell junction. Bases 39 to 953 code for a protein of 304 amino acids.